Triticum aestivum (bread wheat) is the source of this 2115-nucleotide messenger RNA. RefSeq lists its product as uncharacterized. The transcript is spliced from 11 exons. Gene Ontology annotation, biological process: positive regulation of protein catabolic process; protein ubiquitination. Bases 129 to 1760 code for a protein of 543 amino acids. The record is from RefSeq and is a predicted model, not a curated record. Gene Ontology annotation, molecular function: protein binding. Lineage: Eukaryota; Viridiplantae; Streptophyta; Magnoliopsida; Poales; Poaceae.
GAAAGCUCUCAAAAAAAUUCCCAGCCGUCAGAUACAGUGUGGCGGCGCGAGGCGAGUGGCCGACGUACGCGCCGUCGCCUCCUUCCUUCCAGAUCCGCGGCGAGCCGCCAACCAGGAAAACAAAAAGGAUGGAAUUGAAUUUUGAUGCACGGUGGAAAAGGGACUUACUUGCCCUGAGCAAAUACAACGUUAAUGGUAAAGAUAAAGCAAUUACAGUAAGAAAUGAUUAUCCGGACUACCUUGUCCCUUAUUUUCAAGUUACCGAGGGUUUUAAUUUCAGAAAGGUCAAGGAGCUUAUGCUAGAAGGGGAUAUUAAGAUCGCCAAGUCCAUAGCAAAUGACAUAAUCAUCCCAGACCCUGCUCCCCAGUGGGUGUCUGAUAACUUCUUGGACAAAUAUGCCGAAUUGGAGCCCAUCCUUGUAAAGGAUAGUGCCCGGUGCUUCCUCCAACUCUUCCAGAACUGUAGAGGUCGGGGCAUGUCAUCGGAUCUUACCAUCACCCCACAAACCUUAACCUUCAUUGUCAGUUUCAAUGCCCUGCGAUGUGCAAAAGUCGUAUUGGAGGGCAUGGCACCUGGGCUCUAUGGGAUGCACGCCAAUCCCAACUGCAUAAACAAAUAUGGAUACUUCCCGCUCCACGAAGCUGCUGAAAGGUUCUCUCUUGACAUGAUCAAGCUGCUUUUACGCCAUGGUGCAUCGCCCAAUGUGCGCACAGUUGGCAAUGAUGCCAUUUUUGAUGUCAUUGAGAAUCUACUCCCGCUCCAUGUCGCAAUUGAGAAUACUUGCCUGCAUAAGUAUCUGGAGGACAAUCUUUCUCGCAGCCAGAGUCAUCUGGAUUAUAUUUACAAGCUUAUUCAUCUGCUGUGUCUACCUGAAAUGAAGGUCUUCUUGGACACAACUAGACUGCUUGCAGAAAAAACAAAUAAUGUACUUCAAGAGCUCUGGAAUUACAUUGAGGAUGGAAAAAUUAUCCAGUCUGCUGUUCUACUACUGGCUGCUCAAGAGCAGAUCCGUGGGGGCAGUUCUUCCAAGAUAAAUGGCAGUAGUAAGAAAAAUGGGUUUGACAUUAUCAAUAAAUGUAUAAUGAGGCGUUCAUUUGCCUUGAGAUGGGAGAAAGGUUCACAUGCAAUGGCACCGGAGCUUCUGGAGGAAAGGAAGACACUUACUGAUUGCGCAUGGCUGCUUGUUGAUGUAAUUUCCCAUGCCGGUGAAGAUCUUUCUGCAUACAUUCAAACACAUUCUGAGGUGCCCCAUGUGAAGGUCUUUCAACAUGUUUCACGUAUCCUCAAGGAGUAUGGAUUUUGCCCUAAUGGAGAUCCCAUGGACACUAUAAACCUCCAGCCUUAUGACUGCAGAAAGUCAAACGGAGAGUCAUGCAAAGGGCUUACAGAUGCAAACAUGGCAGUUAUGGAAUCGGCCAAUCUGGAUGCUGCAGAGGAAAAGGUCACAACCGUUGGAAAUGACAACCUCUCCCUUAUGGCACGGCAGCACACCAAACAAACACAGGUUGUGAGAAAGAAAGUAGGCGGAGGAUGGGAUCCCACAUACACAAGGAGAAGUUUUUUCCCACAUUGGAGAUCAGUGUUACAAGCCCGGCUUCCUUUGAAGGUGUAUCCAGCCUAUGCAAGCUCAGAUCCUAGUCCAAAUCAUAAACUUGGUCCAGUGCGAAGAACCUUGCCACUUACAAGCAACAAUCAACCCAGAAGGUGCUUUGCCACUGCUGCUAUUGGUGCAUUCAGGCUCUUGAAGGUGCUAAAGUAAAGUAGAAAGGGAAUUCUCAACCCCGGGAAAUAUUUUUGCAACACAUUUGAUCCUGUGGACAGGGUAGUAUAUUUUAGUCAACCAAACACCCAACACUUGUUAAUGCAGUGGCUUCUGUUGAUGCUCACCAUGGUGCUGCUCCAUUAGCUAAACCAUGUUAAAGCUUGCAUUCAGAAUGAGAGGCUUCUAUUGAUGCUCACCGACAUGGAGUUUUUUUUUUUUUGACGAUCAUUUUUUUUACAUGGAGUUGAGUAGUGCUUCUUCAAUCACCAGCCAAAGGAAAGCUGGUGAUAUCUGGAUUGAGUGGGGAAAAUGACUGGGCUGAACUAACUUUCUGGCUUAUGAUGCCGAACAA